AUGGUUCGAAGAGUUCAGGACUACGUACGAAACUGCCUCGUGUGUUCAGCUGUGAAGCCUCACCAGGUACAACCACGAGCUUCACUCAAGCCACACACCCCUCGGGAACCAUUCGAAACUAUCAGUAUUGACAUACUUGGACCAUUCCAAGAGACUCCCAGAGGCAAUAAGUACGUUAUCAUUGUCGAGGACAUCUUCUCCAAAUGGACAGAGGCCGUACCCGCGCCAAAGGUGGACAGUAGUACCCUCAUUAGAUUCCUGGAGAACGAGAUCUUCGCGCGCUACGGCUACCCUCGAACCAUAAUAUCCGACAAUGCCCGAAUCUUCAAAGGCGAUAAGUAUGUAAGAUUGUGCCAGAGUCACGACAUCACCAUAUAUUACUCUCCGGUUUACCACCAGCAAAGCAAUCCGGUUGAAAGAAGGGUUCAAGAGCUCAAAAAGGUCAUGAGGGCUCUUUUACACAACCAACAUCGGAAGACGAACUGGGAUUUGCAACUUCCAAGAGUUCUGCAAGUUUUACGGGGACGUGUCAACGCCGCCACUGGAAUGUCACCCAGCGAGGUGCUCCUAGGGUACCGCCUCCCAAGAGAGGGAAAGUGGGAGAUUCCCGAAUACCUGGCAGAAAGACAACGGAAACAAGCAAGACCAACCCGUCUGGAGAACGUAAUUCGACGCCACCUAGAUUUUCAGAACAGAUGGGUGCCUCAUCCAAGGGAGGAUUCGGCAACACCUGGUCCCUUCAUCGUGACCAGUCAGCUGUCUCCUGAACUCUUUGGGGUUGAGAAGAAUGGCACGGUGGUGAAUAUCCACAUUGACGAUUUGAGACCUGCACCCGUUGGUAACCCAGAACCCAACGAUGCAGAGAUCUAUUUCGGGAUAGAUCUCUGCCGGGCGAUCAAAGUAUUGCGCUCCCUAACCAGUUCGGCGAAUUUUGUUGUCUCCUUGUUGACAUCUCCCAGUACCCUUCUAAAGGUAUUUGCCAAUCACACGUCAGCCAUCAGGACUUCAUUUUCCUGCAACGAUAUUCCGGGUCCCUCACCCCAUCUUUUCCUUUUGACUGAUCUUUCUUGUUCUUCGUCCCAGGUUAAGUCCAGCGUGGACACAUUAGGAGACGUCGGGGCUGAUACCGACACUCCAGAACCGGGAUCAAAACGAAACUUCGUCAAAGACUCCCUGCGCUUCACUAGCUACAUCGUUUCCAUAAUGUCCUCACCAAACGUCAUGUCUCCACCUCCCCUUCCAGUCGUUGUGCUUAGCACCCCGGACUGGUCGCCUACCAGGGGUGUUGGCCAGUAA
This is a messenger RNA of Anoplophora glabripennis (Asian longhorned beetle), 1296 nucleotides long. RefSeq lists its product as uncharacterized. The coding region runs from base 1 to 1296 and encodes 431 amino acids. Gene Ontology annotation, biological process: DNA integration. NCBI's taxonomy places the organism in Eukaryota, Metazoa, Arthropoda, Insecta, Coleoptera, Cerambycidae. The transcript has 3 exons. Gene Ontology annotation, molecular function: nucleic acid binding. The record is from RefSeq and is a predicted model, not a curated record.